GACUGCUACACUUCGCCCGUACCUCAACGCAGUUCGCGCCACUUUACAGGCAGCGUUAUGCUUGGAAAACUUCUCAUCCCAAGUGGUGGAGCGACAUAAUAAGCCCGAAGUGGAAGUCAGGAGUAGCAAAGAGCUGCUCUUACAGCCAGUGGUUAUUAGUCGAAAUGAGAAGGAAAAAGUACUCAUUGAGGGAUCUAUUAACUCUGUGCGUGUCAGCAUUGCAGUAAAACAGGCAGAUGAAAUUGAAAAGAUCUUAUGUCAUAAAUUCAUGCGCUUCAUGAUGAUGAGAGCUGAAAAUUUCUUUAUUCUGCGCAGAAAGCCUGUAGAGGGAUACGAUAUCAGCUUCCUGAUCACAAACUUCCACACGGAGCAGAUGUACAAGCACAAACUGGUCGACUUUGUGAUUCAUUUCAUGGAGGAGAUUGACAAGGAGAUCAGCGAGAUGAAGCUGUCAGUCAAUGCUAGAGCACGUAUCGUAGCCGAGGAGUUCCUGAAGAAUUUUUAAUGAUUGUGGAUUGGCUGCAGGAUGUGACUUCCUCAUUUGCUCCAGGAUCUCUGCGUUGCUGCCGUCAUUGGCUGGGCAGGGGAUAUUAGGGCCAAGGGAGGGGGCUUGCAUUUAAAUGCAGAUUAAAGAGGCAGUGAAUGUCUGUCGAAAGAUACCUCCAGGGGGAAAAUGUACAUGGCAUUUACCUUCAUUCCAAAAUCCCCCACAGGAUGGGACAGAAAUAUUUUUUAUUGUUAUUUUGAGAGAAAAAUGAUGUGCUUGUCUGAAUCUGUAUUCCUUUUUUUUUAUCAUUGCUUCUAUUUCCUUCUGCAGCCUCUUCAAAAGGGCCUCCCAAUUCUAUCCGUAAAAGCCCCCAACUGGAAUCUCAGUGGCACUGAAGGGGUUAGCUUGGGUUUUCAUCCUAGAUACUCCCUAAAAAAAAAAAAAACUUUAUUAAGGAACAAAAAAAAAUAAAAAUCUGCCAAGGAUUGAAUGAUAAUGUUGUACAUCAGCGGGGUCUGUACUACGUUCCUACUAAGCUGCUGCCCUGCCACUUGUGUCCGCACAGGUUUGUUAAGUAGAGUUUGGGCCCAAGCGGGGAUAACACAUACUCCAUAAUACUGCCAUAGUAUCUAGAGGUACUGUAAUCCUUGUUUUCCCUGUUACUGUGGCUAUAAUGUGCUCUUGUACAGCGAGGAGCUCAGCCUUGGGCUCUGAAUCAGGUAGUAGCUUCCCCCCCGGUGGGCCUGACACACAGACUGUUGCCAAAUGAUACAGUUGAACCUUGUCACGUACUCGGAAAGGUUUACAAGGAGCUUAGUACCCGCAACACAAUGGAAAUUGGAAAGUUGUAUCUCCUGUUUCUUCUGCUUUUUUUGCACUUACAGUAGAUUUUUUCUUAUUCAAAAAUAAAGCCUUUUGUCCUGUC
Messenger RNA from Xenopus tropicalis (tropical clawed frog), 1412 nucleotides. RefSeq names its product actin related protein 2/3 complex subunit 4 (gene arpc4). Lineage: Eukaryota; Metazoa; Chordata; Amphibia; Anura; Pipidae. Gene Ontology annotation, cellular component: actin cytoskeleton; Arp2/3 protein complex; cytoskeleton. The record is from RefSeq and is marked provisional. Gene Ontology annotation, biological process: Arp2/3 complex-mediated actin nucleation; actin filament polymerization.